ACACUGUGUAUUUUCACCUGCCGCCCCUCAGCGGAGACAUGAAGUGUGUCUAUGGAGUGUCCUGCUAUCGCCAAAUAGAAGCAAAGGCCCUGAAGGUCCGGCAGGCUGACGUCACCAGGGAGACGGUUCAGAAGAGCGUCUGCGUCCUCAGCCGAGUGCCUCUCUACGGCCUGCUUCAAGCAAAGCUGCAGCUCAUCACACACGCCUACUUCGAGGAGAAGGACUUCUCUCAGAUCUCCAUCCUGCAGGAACUGUUCGACCACAUGAACGGCUCGCUGAGGGGCUCCACUCUGGAGGGAUCGCAGGUGUAUCUAGGUUUGUCACCAAGAGAUCUAAUACUGCACUUCAGACACAAGGUUCUCAUCCUCUUCAAGCUGAUCCUGCUGGAGAAGAAGGUCCUGUUCUAUGUGUCCCCUGUCAACAGACUAGUCGGAGCUCUGAUGACAGUUUUGUCGCUGUUUCCAGGUAUGAUCGAUCACGGCCUGGUGGACUCGUCCCACUACAGGCCCAAGGGCAGCGUCUCGGAGGACCCGAGUCUGGUCGAAAGCGUCUCAGGAGCCGAAGAGUUCGUCUCCGUGUCCGUCACCGACAUCGCCAACACCACGAUGGAGCUGGAGGGGGUGGAGGCCGGCCAGCCCGCCGCCGAGUCCCUCUCCUCUGGGAACAGCGGCGAGUCGGACAACCACCUCCUCAAACCUCCGUCGCGGACCUCUCCGGAGUCCUCCGAGAGCGACUGGGAGACUCUGGACCCCAGCGUCUUGGAGGAAGCCGCUCCCAAAGAGGCGGCCGAGACGGCGCUGCAGGACGCCUUCGACUCCAAACCCGGGACGCCCAUCACGGUGCAGCCUCAGGCGGCCACCGGGCAGGGAGGCGUCAUCCAGGGGCUGGUGUCGGGUCUGGAGGAGGAUCAGUACGGCCUGCCGCUCGCCAUCUUCACCAAGGGCUACCUGUGCCUGCCCUACAUGGCCCUGCAGCAGCAUCACCUGCUGUCGGACGUCACGGUUCGAGGCUUCGUUGCCGGGGCGACCAACAUCCUCUUCCACCAGCAGCGGCACCUCAGCGACGCCAUCGUGGAGGUGGAGGAAGCUCGCAUCCAGAUCCAGGACCCCGAGCUGCGGAAGAUCCUGAGCCUGACGACGGCCGACCUGCGGUUCGCCGACUACCUGGUCAAACACGUGACGGAAAACCGCGACGACGUCUUCCUGGACGGGACGGGCUGGGAGGGCGGAGACGAGUGGAUCAGGGCCCAGUUCACCCUCUACCUCCACUCGUUACUGUCCUCCGCACUGCAGCAAGAUAACGAGAGGCUGCUGGCCGAUUACGGGGCUCCUUUCGUCACGGCCUGGAAGAUCAGCCACAACUACCGGGUGUGGUACAGCAACAAGCACCCCGCCAUGACCGCCAUCACUCCGGGCCACCCGUUCCAGGGCCAGUACAGCGUCGCCGACGUCAAGCUCCGACUCUCACACUCGGUGCAGAACAGCGAGAGAGGGAAGAAGAUCGGAAACGCCAUGAUGACCACCAGCCGCAGCGUCGUCCAGACCGGGAAGGCCGUGGGUCAGUCGGUGGGCGGAGCGUUGACCAGCGCCAAGUCGGCCAUGUCGUCCUGGUUCUCCACGCUGGCCCAGCCGCCGCCGGUCACCGGCCCGGCCGACCCGGCCGACCCUGAACCCGCCGCCGAGGUCAAACCGUGACGGACGGCGCUCCAGGAACCCCCCAGUGACUCCGUUUCUGUCUCCUCUGACUGUGAGGGCCGGACGAGUGGCCAGAGCUGGUUUUGUGAAGGACGCGAGCAGAAAAAAAAAAUCUUUCCUCAAAAUCCAAUGAAACCCAAACAGCCGGCGCCGGUCCCUGAUGGGAGACUCGUGGGCUUUUCCCAGCAUCCCAUAAGCGGGAUGGACAGCGAGGCGGCCCUGCUGCUGUGUUCACUGUACAGUCCAUAUCCACUGUGAGGCAGAGACUGCCGCCGCUUUCGAUCAAAUCCAGAACCUUCAGCGGGCUGCGAUGCGUCCGACCGACCGACCGCCUGCUUCUCUCUGCUGCAUUGCUGGAAGCUUCCCCGAGAGACGCUAAGACGCCGUCUCUGGGUUUUGCGGCGUCACUCUUUGCUGCAUAUUUAUACAGUUUGUCUAUUGCUGAGAAACGAUGUUGUGUAACGAGUAUCUGUGUCGCGGGAUUUGACAGAAAAGCAUGAGCUGCGGCACCUUGACAGUUUUAAUGGUUUAGAUUUUAAAUCCAUCCUUGGCUCAUGUUUGUCGACGCCUCCGUAGCAACGCUGUGGUUGUCGUGGUAACAGCGUGAAGUCCUUUGUGCGGUUUAAUUUCAGUAAAUGCAUGUUGACUGACUGCUUCUGCCAAUAACGAUCAUUUUCAUUUGUGUUCAUCUGUUUUGUUUUUUUUUUUUAGUCUCAAACUGUUUGAAAAUUGAGCAAAAAGUCAUUUUGAAAACUGACAAAAUGUUGCUAACGUCAAGUCAAAGAUGUAAUUUAAGACGUCAAUAAACGGUUAAACAGGUUUAA
Molecule: messenger RNA, 2518 nt
Organism: Stegastes partitus (bicolor damselfish)
Lineage: Eukaryota; Metazoa; Chordata; Actinopteri; Pomacentridae
Gene: avl9
Product: AVL9 homolog (S. cerevisiase)
Exons: 14
Cellular component (GO): cytoplasm
Source: RefSeq, a predicted model, not a curated record